UUCGACGGCGACGACCCCACAGGCCAGCUGUCUGCCAACACCGUCGGGCAGCAGUCUGAGCAGUGUGUGCCGGAGAAGCGAGCUAAGGUAGCGGAGGGAUUCCUCCGGACCUUUGACAAGGAUUACAAGCCCAGGACGGCCCAAUUGGGGUGCUCACCAGUGCUGAACUGCCCACCCCUGACCUACUCGACCGGCGACGCGGCCUUCAUCUCGCCGCUGACCCUCUUCACGCUGGGUCACGCGUGCCCGCGUGGCCUUCGUGGCGUUCUCCGCUGGCCGCUGGACAGGCACGAGGGCGGGGACCGAGCUGAGCCCGGAGGACCUGGACGCGACCACCCAAGCUCAGGCAGCUCAGUACAGGUCGAGGGCAUGGGCGCAAUGACGCAGUCUGCUGCUGCUUGCUGCCACCCGCUCACAAGGUCGCACGACUUGCAGGUGGGCGACCCCUGUGUGGUGAAGUACAGCGUCGGGAGCCCGUACCUGUACCGCGAGGGGCUAGCCACCUACUUGCCGCUCGGAUCGGGGCUGACCGCCCUGGUCACCACCCCCGAUGGUGUCGACACGGUGGGCAUCAGUCAGCGGGUGUUCCGCGACGCGGUGCUGGCGCGCCAGGAGGACCAGUGGCAGGGGCGACAUGUGCGCAGCCCCCGCACCACACACUGGGUUCCACGGUGCAUCGUCGACCACGGCAGGACCCCGACUGGGAUGCACGCUCGGUGGCGCAGCGAGGCUCGUCUCCAGGAUCACGAACCUGGGGUGCAGGAGCAUGAGCACGCUUGCAGGGCGCCGGAGGAGCUGCUCUGCUUCGACCAGUGCAACAAGGCGAACCUGGCGGCCGCGGAGAUGCUCACUCGCGCCACCCAGGUGCAGCAGGGACGCUACCAGGACGGGCGAGCAUGCGACUCGGCCAGCGGCGGCCCCGACAGCGUGGACGCGCAUCUCUUCAUGGGCAGCGUGCUCGCGAGAGGCGGCCAGCGCGACCCCCUGACUGAGACGCCUGUGGGCCGGGUCGCCUCCACCGGUCCGAUCAAGAGUGAGGUUUUUGACGCGCUGGGACACAGUGGCCGCCAACGUGAUAUUUUUCCACUGCCCCCUCUGCACCGGGGCCAUGACGGUGCGGCGGGCCGCCGUGAUCUGUCACGGGUCACGCGGCGGCGGGGUGCAGCUACCAAGCACAUUCUCGACUGGGGCGACGAGUGUAUCAACGCCUUGAACGACUUGUACGGCCACCAGGAUCGGCCGGCGGCUCCUGCCAACGCCGGUCACCGGCACGCAGUGGAUUACAUCGAGUCUCGAGUACGUGCACUUGGCAAGCCCCCACCUGAGGCAGGUUUUCGCGAGGGAGCCCUACGUGAGCUCCUCGCUGGGACGGGGAUCUACCAGACGGGUGAUCUCUCCUCCCGACGGCCGUAUGUCAAGGAGUCCAUUUCCUGGCCCUCGCCCGACCUGCAGCCAGUCCCACUGGCCGCCUGCCUUGGUGAGGCCGAAUCUGAGUGGCUGGGCCGCUGGCAGAGCACCUUGCUCAGGCCAGAUAGACCUACAGCUGCUGAACGUGCUGAGUUCUGCCCUCACGGAUCUUAUUUUGACCCCAGUCUCUUCAGUAAGCCCCUGCUCUACGCCGAUUUUGUCGCCAAGUUGCUGGCUCGCGGCAUGGUGGAGCUGAAGGGGGACUGUGACGCGGCCACCGUCGGCUGCUUUUUCGUCGCGAAGAAGAACAAGAAGCUGAGAGUGAUAUUUGAUACGAGGUAUGCCAACCUAUUUUUCGGUCGACCUGCUCGGACGGCUUUGCCGACUGCGACGGCCCUCGCUGCCUUCGAGAAUCCUGGGCAUGACACUUACCUGGCCUCGGGUGAUAUCGACGAUGCUUUUUGCAGACUACGACUGCCCGACGGGCUGUCCUCUUACUUCAGACUACCCGCCCUGGAUGCCAGCCUGCUCGGGAUCACGCACCUGGGCGGGGCCCCACUCGCGCGAGGGGCGCGGGUGCAGCCCUGCGUGUGCGUCCUGCCGAUGAGCUGGAGCCAUGCGCUGGCCCUCUGUCAGGGCGUGCUCCGACGCGCCAUGGACACCGCUGGGUUCACCGUAGACCAGUGCAUCGAGGACGGGAAGGCAGGGGUCGUGGUCGACGGGGAGGGCGCCGUGGCGGUCGCCGGUUACGUCGACAACUACGCCGCCCUGGGACGCUCCCCGGCCCUCGUCGACCAGGCCGCCCUUGCCAUCGCGCGCGUGCUGACGGAGAAAGGGCUUCUCACUCACGAUGAGGAGCCGGCCGCACGGGACGCCACCUUCGUAGGGCUAGAGCUGAAGAGAGGGCGACAUCUUUCGAUCGAGGCCAGGCGCGUCUUUGGAGAUCGGUGCGACGCGAGCUUUGGCGAGCACGCUGUAUUUUACCUCUGCUCAGCGUUGGCGUCAGCGCAGGGUGGUGGCCAGAGGUGGCGCUUCCGGGUUGAGGGGGCCCAGCGGGCCCGCGAGCAUGCUCUUCAUCCGCCGGCUGUGGGCUCCACUGGUGACCCCGACAAGGCCCUCGAGAACCUGCUGGUCGACAACCCCGUGGCUUUCGACGAGGUCCCCUUAGCGGCGGCGCUGGCCGCUGUCGAGCGGGCGCAGAACGCCCUGCUCGUGGUGGCCUCGACGGUGCGGACCUUGGGCCUCCCGAUCCUCGAGUCCGCGGGGAUCCGCUCGAACGCGCAGAGGCAGUACCGCGAUUGGAUAGCGACGCUGGUCCUCUUCUGCCGGAUGUACCGCCUGGACUCGGACAGCAGGGAGUCACUGGACAUUGCCGUCGCCGCGCUGCUGAAUCACCAGUUCCGGGACGGCAGGUGCUCGGACCUGGGGAGGCAGCUGAUCGCGGCGCUCCUGCACGUCAUCCCAGGCUUGGCCCGGCGCAGCGGGCGGUAUCUGCCACGCGUGUGCCGGGCGGCAGGCGCCUGGAAGCGACGUGCUCCUGGGCGCUCGAGGCUGCCGAUGCCAAGGACUGGGGUGGCGGCGAUCGCGGAGGUGAUGCUGUGCCUCGGCCGUCGGCGGAUGGCCAUUUACACCAUGCUGGACUUCAUCUGCUAUUGCAGGCCGCUGGAGGGGAUUGCGCUGCUGGGAAGGCUCCUGGUCUCUCCCGUGCUGGCGGCAGGGGCAAGUUGCGUGAGGUGGGGGCUGCUACUCCACGACUUCGAGCUCGGCCUGCUGUCCAGGACCGACACGUCGGACGACGCAGGGCUCACCGACCAGGCCAGCUGGACCUCCCCUGCGGUGGCAGGGCUCCAGGCGGCGGCUCACACGGACGCCUCGCUGUGGGACUUCGACGCGACGGAGUUCAGGCUGACCUUCAAAGCCGCCGCGGAGGUGCACAACGACGUCUUCAGCUUCGGAGGCGUUGUGAUGACCCCGGCCGCGACGCUCGUGAAGCACGGGCUGGCUGGCCCGCUUUUCGACCAGUCGAGAGCGACCGGCCACGUGACCCACCUGGUUCACGGCGGGGACGUCGGCGCCCACCUGGCCAAGAGGCUCGUGACGAGCCUGGGCCGGGCCGUGCGUCUCAAGUCGCUGCUGUUCCUGGAGCUCUUCGGGGGCUGCGGCCGCGUCGCGGCCAGCGCGCAGGCCAUCGGCUACGCCGCGCUCAGCCUGGACUUCAAUGCUUCGCCUUUGGAGAAUCAUCUGACGCCCGCCUUCCUCAACAGGGUCCUGGGCUGGAUCUCCGGCGGGGUCAUCGCAGGCUGCCUGGACCCGCGCCCUCCGGACCCCGCUGCGGACUGA
Molecule: messenger RNA, 3747 nt
Organism: Prorocentrum cordatum
Lineage: Eukaryota; Dinophyceae; Prorocentrales; Prorocentraceae
Source: the annotation of a GenBank genome assembly